This is a messenger RNA of Dendrobium catenatum, 714 nucleotides long. Its product is annotated as protein SHQ1 homolog. The transcript has 2 exons. The record is from RefSeq and is a predicted model, not a curated record. Bases 1 to 714 code for a protein of 237 amino acids. Lineage: Eukaryota; Viridiplantae; Streptophyta; Magnoliopsida; Asparagales; Orchidaceae.
AUGAAGGCUGCUGUGGAAGACGGGAAGGAGAUAGAAUUGAUUAGGAAGAAGAGGUUGCAAGAAGUGAAGAUGGUGAACGAGGAACAAGUCGGGGAUCUGAAGAAUGAUUUGAAAGAAGAAGAGGUGAAGGAAGAGAUAGAGGACGAGGAUGGAGAUGCUGAUGAGGCGUUGGAGGGAGAUGAUGUUGAUGAAGACGAUGAGGAGGAGGAGGAGGAUAGCGAUGUGGAGGAGGUGCCAGCGCCGAGGGUCGGGAGCGCGCCUGUGUACACGGUGGAUUCUGAUGAUGAUGAUGAGGAAGAAGAAGAAGAGGAGGAGAACGGGGGUGAUGGGGAUGAUGGAGAUGGAGAUGGAGAUGAUGACGAUGAGGAGGAAGAUGAUGGCGCGUCUGCCUCGUUGUCAGCUUGCAUCGUCGAGCUUCCAUCAGUCGAGUCUCAGUUCAUGUCCGUCAAGCUUGCGUUGUCGACCAUCCGAGUUCGUCGAGCUUGUGUCGUCGACCGUCUACAUUCAUCGAGCUUCUAUUCGAGUUCGUCGAGCUUGUUUCAUCGACCAUCUUCAUCCGUCGAGCUUCCAUCUGCAUCUGUUGUUGCCAGCUUGCGUCGUCACAAGCUUUUCCCACGCACGAUUUCAUUUUCCCGUGCCCAAUCGCAUUUCCUCGUUGCCUAUUUCAUACGCGAGACGCUCGACGAGCUCACGAGUCGAGCUGUGGGUUGUUAG